Puntigrus tetrazona (Sumatra barb) is the source of this 1698-nucleotide messenger RNA. It is a transcript of the gene tspan34b, whose product is annotated as tetraspanin 35. Bases 332 to 1066 code for a protein of 244 amino acids. The record is from RefSeq and is a predicted model, not a curated record. The transcript has 8 exons. Gene Ontology annotation, cellular component: membrane. Lineage: Eukaryota; Metazoa; Chordata; Actinopteri; Cypriniformes; Cyprinidae.
GCCGACGCGUUUUGCUGUAGAUACAAAGUUAGUCGCUGUGUUGCUCGGGAUCCUCGGAGGACCGAGCCCGGGUGAUUUCCGUGACUACAGACGCGCUACACCCGACCUCUCCCUCUCCCGGGAGGGAAAGAGAGGAGGAGGAGGAGUGGCGCGACACUCCCACCUGUUCGCUUCAUCCCUCUUUUCGGUAAAACCGGCUUCGCGGGAGAGACGGAGGACAGAGAAACGGCAGGCGCGCGCGACCGCUCUCCAGCCGACCGCUCAGGGAUUUACCGAGUCCUCCGCAAAACCUCAAACAUUUGACUAAAGGUGUCAUAUCCAUCCAAUAAAAAUGGGUUGCUUUGGCUUUUUGAAAACGAUGAUGUUUCUCUUCAAUGGUAUCAUCUUUCUGGCAGGAGCGGCUAUUCUCGGUGUGGGGAUCUGGGUGAAGGUGGACAGCGGGUCUGUCUUGGGCGUCCUGCAGAACAUACAAGGAGCUCCAGGCGAGCUGGGGCAGGUGCUGAACGUGGGGUACCUCCUCAUCGCGGUGGGCGCUGUGCUGGUCAUCCUGGGCUUCUUGGGCUGCUGCGGAGCGAUCAGGGAGAGCAGGUGCAUGCUGCUGCUGUUCUUCAUCAUUAUUCUGAUUGUGUUCAUCGCCGAAGUCGCUGGAGCGAUUGUGCUGCUGGUCUUCAAGCCUCUGGCCGAAAACCUGAUAAAACAGGUGGGAAAUGAAGUCGUGAAAAGCAUGAAGAAUGAGUACGGGAAAAAUAAGGACGUCACUGGACUUUGGAACACGACCAUGACCACGCUGAAGUGCUGUGGAUUCAACAACUACACAGAUUUCACUAACUCUUUCUAUGUGAACGACACCAGGAGCUACCCAUUUCAGUGCUGCUCCAAAGCUCCGUGCACCGAGAUCACCGCGUCAAACUCGACUGUACCGGGCUGUUUCCUGGCGCUGAAGAAGCUGGUAGAUGAUAAUGCGGUGAUCAUCAUAGCCGUGGCGCUAGGAAUCGCUGCUCUUGAGCUGGCAGCGAUGAUCGUCUCCAUGAUCCUGUACUGUAGAAUCGGAUCAAAACACGGUUAACGUCUCUCCUUUGGCUUGAAUACAUCUCUUAUGACUCCUUCGGGUUACCGAGGACGAGGCGGAUCAUCCGUGAUAAUAUCACUGACUUUAUCGAUGACUUUUUCAACCAUUUCAAAUCGUAUCAACAUUGCAAAAAAACACACACACACACAAAAAAGUGAGUUCAGACUGUUAAGCCUUAACUUUGACUGCAAACAUGAGUUAUGAGAUAUGCCAUUAUAUCUGAUCUGUUUAAUGCAUUAACGCUUAAUGUAUCCGAUACUUUUUUUACUUCGCCUAUGCAAGAUGCCUUCUUAUUUAAAUGCGAAACGCCUCGUCUAAUUGCAUAUCACACCGGAGGCGUUAUUUAAUAAUUCUGAACACGGCCGGGGUUUUCCUCCGCUGACGUCACACGCCGUAAAAAGACCAAAUGUUUUCUAACACACGUCGCCGACUGUAAUUUAUUGUAAACUUUUUACAAACCAAAAGCCACUUCGACGAAUGUGUAAUAAAGAAAAAAUGUUUUAUUUUAAAAUCUGUUAUGUAUAAAGUAUUUUACAAAAACAAAAAAAGAAAAAAAAAUUCCAGGAUGUUGCUGAAAUGUUAGAUGCAAGAUGUUUAUUUUGACAAUAACUAUAAAGACAAUGUUUCAA